This is a messenger RNA of Penicillium maclennaniae, 2226 nucleotides long. Its product is annotated as threonine/serine exporter family protein. NCBI's taxonomy places the organism in Eukaryota, Fungi, Ascomycota, Eurotiomycetes, Eurotiales, Aspergillaceae. Bases 1 to 2226 code for a protein of 741 amino acids. Gene Ontology annotation, molecular function: transmembrane transporter activity. Gene Ontology annotation, biological process: transmembrane transport. The transcript is spliced from 2 exons. The record is from RefSeq and is a predicted model, not a curated record.
AUGUCCGAGAAAGAAAGGUCUCCUGGUCUCUCCUCGGAGAGUUCCGCAGGACAGGUGAAGAUCAACCGGGAAAAUACCGACAAUACUGCCGUGAAUUCUGAAACUCAAGAGACUUCGGUCCGAGAGGAAACGACCGCAAACCCAAUUGCUCCUUCUAUCCCCAGUCGAUGGAGGACUGUCAGCCAACGCAUUCGACAAAGAACCGCCACGAUAGCCGAUAGUUUGGGUCGUCCUCAUGAAAGACAAGCAGAGGGCGUCGAGGCCUCUUGGUCACCGGAAUACUAUGGAGCAACAGACGAUAUCAAAAGUUUCGAGGCUCGCCAGGCCAACGGCGAAGAAGCUCGCCUGCAAGGCUUCGAUCACAACUCGCAGGCCCAGGACCUGGUGAGGCAGCUGGGUCUGCCGCAUAUCGCCAGCAACCGUCGUGCGAGGGAGGAGGUGCGCUCUGGCACAACGACUGGCAUGACGACUCCCGGCGAGAGUGAAGCCUCCACUCCCGUGAACGGAGGUCUCCUUUCGCAGUUACUCCGAGUGUAUGCCAAUCAGGUUGGUGCGGCGAGCAGGAUCAGCGUGGCUUCCAGUACAACAGACACCGACCCUGAAAUCGAGACGGUUCCUGCAACCAACUACGGAACGGAAUCGGGAACGGGAACGGGGACGACCACGCCCAGUGGAACGAAUGCCCUCAAUGGCAAGAAGGAGAAAGUCAAAUGGUACAAGAAUGGAGUGGACAACGACAGCAAGGCCAGCAUUCCUAUGCUGAAGAAGCUGCCCCAGCCAACGAAGCAUAAAAGAAAGGAGUCAGGUCAUCACUAUACUUCAUCUUUGAUUCAGGCCUCGAUGGAUAUGGGCCGAGUUGGGGUGCCCGGGGCACAGGGACCGGGUACUAUGAAUUACAAGGAACGCAAGAAGCAAAGGCGCAAGAGUGCCAAGGACGUCAAGCUCAAGGUGCACAUUGCCGCGAUCCUGGCUCGCCAACAAUACAUCAUGCAACUUUGUCGUGCCUUGAUGAAGUAUGGGCCCCGACUCACCUUCAUGUACAUCCCCGGUUGCAUGUUCAUGUCCUUUGACGAUCCCUUGACUCGCACCGCCGAGGUGAAGAUCAUUCGGGUCGUCCAGGGGCUGGACUUGUCGCGUCUCGCGGAGACUCACAAUGUCUACAAGAAUGUGGUCCAUGACGUACUGAGUCUCGAGGAUGCCACCAACGACCUGGAUCAGAUUAUGCAGCGCAAACCACGCUACAAUCGUUGGUUGUUAGUCCUGUUGACUGGCCUUGCCAGUGUCGCUGUUGGUCCCUACUCCUUUUCCGCUCGCCCUAUCGACCUUCCUAUUAUCUUCCUUUUGGGAUCUUUGGUCGGAUUCAUGCAACAUAUUCUUGCCCCGUCAUCAGCCACGUAUUCCAACGUGCUGGAAGUAUCAGCAGCCAUCUUGACCUCAUUCCUAGCCCGUGCAUUUGGAAGCAUCAUGCAUAAUGGCGAGAACGUCUUCUGUUAUGCGGCGCUGACAGAAUCGUCCAUCGCUAUGAUUUUGCCCGGUUUUUCGGUCCUCAGCAGUAGUCUAGAAUUGCAAUCCCACCAGAUGAACGCCGGGUCUAUCCGCAUGGUCUUCACGAUCAUCUACUCUCUCUUCCUCGGCUAUGGCGUUACAGUCGGCACCACGAUCUACGGCGUCAUCGACAAGAACGCGACCACGCAAUCAACAUGCCCUAACGCCGUCGCAGAUUGGGGCAACGAAUAUAUUCAGCAUUUCCCCUGGGUCGCGCUCUUCUGUUUCUUCGCCGCCCUCAUCAACCAGGCAAAGCUGAAGCAGGUCCCCGUGACUGUGAUCUUGGGAGUCUGUGGCUACGUGACCAACUACUUCAGCUCCAAGAAACUCGGCUCCGGCCAGGUCUCUAACACCGUCGGCGCUUUUACCAUUGGUCUCCUCGCCAAUUUGUACAGUCGUUUGUGGCACGGUCAUGCUGCUGCCGCCAUCAUACCGGGUAUCUUCACCCUGGUGCCGUCGGGUCUUGCAUCUAGUGGCUCCAUCCUCCAGGGUCUGGAGUAUGCCGAGGCCGUGGUGUCUGGCAAUGCGACGGCUAUCAGCAAUGCCAACUCGGGCAAUUCCCUGACUGCACUGGGUUAUGGAAUGAUCCAGACGGCUAUCGGUAUCUCGGUUGGCCUAUUUGUUUCCGCAUUGAUUGUCUAUCCGCAUGGAAAGAAGCGGAGUGGUAUUUUCAGUUUAUAA